Messenger RNA from Pseudomyrmex gracilis, 2200 nucleotides. Its product is annotated as protein SPT2 homolog. The transcript has 7 exons. Lineage: Eukaryota; Metazoa; Arthropoda; Insecta; Hymenoptera; Formicidae. The record is from RefSeq and is a predicted model, not a curated record. The coding region runs from base 199 to 1887 and encodes 562 amino acids.
CCAUUUCCGCGUCCCGUGGUUAGAAGCCAUCACUGCCAUCGUUUCGCACUCAGUUGCCUUCGUGUUCUUCUGCAAAAAUCUGUUACGGCAAUCGCGGAUUCUGUGACGACAAUGUGCAAUAUCUUUCUGUGAGAAAUACCUAGUCUUGUUUUACGUGCCUGUCGUAGUUUGUCGUGAGUUACGUUGAUCGCGGACAAAAUGGAUUUUAGCGAAUUGCUGGCUGUCGCGCAAGAGAACAAAGGUAAAAGCCAGUCCGCACCGUGUUAUCAGACCAAAUUCGCACCGCCCAAGAAAGAGGCGAAGCAGAAAGUUCUUUCCGCCAAUAUCAAAAAGUUUAUAGCGAGAAGAGAAGAGGAGGAGAAACAAAAGCAGUUGGAAGAGAAACGAAAGAAGGAGAAUCUCUUAUCUUUGCGAGAUCACAAAGCUCAAAGUCGAAUAAGUAAGCACUUGAAGGUGUGCAAAGCAGCCAACAAGGCAGUGAUCGCAGAUGCCAUCGAUACCGAAAAUACAGCCAUUACCAUUGCAGGUCCUUCUCAACCUGAUGAAGAUGACUACGGAUACGAAUCGCAGUCGUCUCUUUUGUAUUACCAGCAGUUAAUGAACAAAUAUAAUAGUCAACCUCCAGAGAAAUCUAUUUUUAAUAAUAACAAUGAAAAAAGAACAAUAAAGGAUAUUGCAUCUACAAAGGAUAGAGUGAAACAAGCUUUAAAACAGCAGGAGCUCGAGGAAACCAGCGGAGAGAGACGGAAAAGAAAAUCAUCGUCCAGUGCGAAUGUAAAAGAGGUUGAGAAUGAAAAAACGGAAAAAAGUGUUGAGAAGAGCAAAGAAGAAAUAAAAGAUGAAAAUCCUAAAGUGAAGAAAAAAGCCGCGCCGCCAACUUUGUCCUUCUCAGAACUUUUGAAAAUCGCGGAGAAGAAACAGCACGAGCCUGUAAUGGUGGAGGUUAAACCGAAAGUCGAAGAGGAACGGCCGAUGACGAAGCGCCAAAAGAAAGAAUACAUACAGGAAAAGGAGAGGAGGGAGCAGAAGGAGAAGAGGGAGAAAAGGGAGUUGGAAGCGAAUAGAUCGAGCGCUACGAGCGCAUCUAGCACGCCCAACAAACCACAAGUGAACAAAUCUCUUAAACCCACUGAAAAAUCCGUAAUCUCAAAUUCAAUUUUGAAAAAAAGUUUGUCCACGAUGGGACCGGCUGUCUCGAAGAAGUCCAGUGAGCAUAGCGCGGAAAAAUUGAGUAAAUCCACAAUCGAGAAUGAAUUGUUGGAGGAACGGAAGAAGUUGGAAGCUGAGAAGAAACAACUUGAAGAGAUGCGACGCUUUAUCGAGGAGGAGAAAAGAAAAUUGGAGCAAAAUAAAAGCAAACAGGAAGAUGUGAGAUCCUCUAAUAAUAAGAUACCGGUCAAAUCCAAACCUGCGGACAAGCCCACGCUUAAAAAUGGUAAACCAUCACGGCAACUUCCGCCUGCGGAUUUGAAGCCGCCGUUAGCUAACGUCAAACCGAAACAAUUCCCACCGGCCGAUCUCAGGUCUGCGAAAUCGAAGCCGCUUGUUAAAAAGCCGCCUGUAUCCAUUAAACGACGGAUUUAUGAUGAAGACGAAGAAGACUCGGACUUGGACGGUUUCAUCGUCAAAGAACCGGAUGAGGAUAUAUGCAGGGAACAUGUUAGCAAGUUUAUUAGUGAAAUAUUCAACUAUGACAAAUCCCACUAUGAUGACGAACAAGAAGAAGAUGACGUUGCUAUGGAGAGUAAUUUUGAGCAACAGAUGAAAGAAGAAUUCACAUCUGCCAAAUUUGGAUACAUGGAAGAUCUAGCAGACAUAGAAAUGGAAAAGCAGAGAAAGGCUUUGAUAAAGAAGAGAAAAGCUUUGAUAAAGAAGAUGAAAAAAUAAUGUACAUAAUGUUUUAUAUGUAAAAUACAAUCGACUCCUUUAUAACAAGGGAAAUCGUGCGUUCUGUAUUAUAACUCUCUUUUACACAAUCGGUUUUUCGUGUCAAAACAAGACGUCUUUGCUAACAAAGACGAGAACCAACUUCGGCAAUAGCAAGACGCAAGCCAGUUACUAUUCCAAUUAUACAUAUUUAACUUCACGCCGCACUGGAGUUCAUUGUAUUCGCUGUAGACGUACAGCAUGUGUAUUUAUACAUAUUUAUAUGUGUUAAUGUUUUAACUUUUUGAUAUAUAUUAUUGAACAUUAUACAAAU